AGUGAAAGAGCGAAAACCACCAAACGGCUAUAAUUGACGUUGCAGGGGGAACGAACCCAUUUUAGGGUCACUGGAGGAGGAGUUGUGGGGUUCUCUUCCCUUCGGCUAUUUCUUUUCUGGAAAAUUUGGUGUCUGGGUUUUUAUUGAUCUGGGUGCCAAAGAUCUCUGGAAUAUUCUCAGAAACCAGGAAGAAACAAUCCCACUUCCUCGGCAUUUUUCUAAUCUAGUAUAUUUUUAGCGCUUUUUUUUUCCUUUCAGUGUUUUUAGAUUAGGUUUUGGGGAAAAUCUCUGUUGGGUGUUAAUCAUGUCUGAUGGGUAUUGCAAUUCGAAGAAGACUGAUGCUAUAUGUGAAGAUGUUUGCGGCCAGCAGGCAACACGUGCAGCAUUGACCAUGUCUAGAUUGCGGUGCAUUUUGCGGGGGUUUGAUCUGAAGACUUAUAUUGUUAUGCUCGUGGUUUUACCAUUAGGCAUCUUUGGGCUGUAUUUGCAUGGACAGAAAAUCACUUAUUUCCUAAGACCACUGUGGGAAUCUCCUCCAAAGUCUUUUCAUGAAAUCCCCCACUAUUAUCAUGAAAAUGUGUCAAUGGAGACUCUUUGCAGCCUUCAUGGGUGGAAAAUUCGGGAAUUCCCGAGACGAGUCUUUGAUGCAGUGUUGUUCAGCAACGAGGUUGAUAUCCUCACAAUUCGAUGGAAUGAAUUGUACCCCUAUGUAACACAGUUUGUGCUCCUCGAGUCAAACUCAACAUUUACUGGCCUACGGAAAUCUUUGAAUUUUGCUAGCAAUCGGCACCAAUUUAAAUUUGUUGAGCCUCGUUUGACCUAUGGGAUGAUUGGUGGGAGAUUCAAGAAAGGUGAAAACCCAUUUGUAGAAGAGGCAUAUCAGAGGAUUGCUCUAGACCAACUUCUCAGGAUAGCUGGCAUAGAAGAUGAUGAUUUGUUGAUAAUGUCUGACGUUGAUGAGAUCCCUAGUGCCCACACAAUUAAUCUCUUGAGGUGGUGUGAUGAAAUCCCUCCUGUCCUUCAUCUUCAGCUGAGGAAUUUCUUGUACUCUUUUGAGUAUCAUAGAGAUAACAAGAGCUGGAGAGCCUCUGUCCACAGAUACAAGUCAGGCAAGACUAGAUAUGCUCAUUAUCGCCAAGGUGAUGUUCUAUUGUCAGAUGCAGGGUGGCAUUGUAGCUUUUGUUUUCGCCAUAUUAGUGACUUCAUAUUCAAGAUGAAAGCUUACAGCCAUACUGAUCGGGUGAGGUUCCCUCACUACCUCAACCGUCAAAGGAUUCAAGAUGUGAUCUGCAGAGGGGCUAACCUUUUUGACAUGCUUCCUGAGGAAUACACCUUCAAGGAGAUCAUUGGGAAGUUGGGGCCAAUCCCUCGUUCUUACUCAGCAGUUCAUCUCCCUGCAUAUUUGUUGAAUAAUGCUGAGAAAUACAAAUAUCUCUUGCCUGGUAACUGCAAAAGAGAGAGUGGCUGAGUUCAUACUCACUUGCAAAGGUCAUAAUUGCAGAUGGAGCUUUCACUAACAGGACUGCUGUUGGAUAUUUAACGGAUGUAGUGUGCUGUGGUAUUGGUGGAGCUAUACCUUUAUCCAACAAAAUCUAACGCACGACGGAGGUGUGGAGAAGAAACAUUGUAGGAUCUUCAAUUGUGAGUGGGAAACAUUGUAGGAUCUUUGAUUGUGGGUGGGAAAACAUUGUAUUUUCCCAGUGGAGAGCAUGUAUUGAAGUGAUAUUUUUACAGGUCUGGCAAGCUUACAAGCCAUCUCUUGUCAAGAUAGAUAAGUCUUCUGAUCUCACAGGAGUAGAUUGACAUUUCCCGAGUAUUUCUUUGGUGGGAAUUUUGAUUUGUUAGAGUAAUUUAUUGAUAUAUCUCUCGUAAAGGCUAUGCUGUCGGCAACCCCUGAUUUGUAUCAUCGUACUUUUGAUGUUUCCUCUAUUGACCAUAAUGCUGAUUUAUUCUUGGGACACAUCGCUGCAGAUAAUUAAAACUACUUAUAGUUU
Messenger RNA from Rubroshorea leprosula, 1994 nucleotides. The record is from the annotation of a GenBank genome assembly. Lineage: Eukaryota; Viridiplantae; Streptophyta; Magnoliopsida; Malvales; Dipterocarpaceae.